GACACCGGGCUGCAAGCCAGCACCCCUCGUGCCAGCACCCCUGCCCCCGCCCGAGGCUGCUCUGCGGCGGGGCUAUUGGCCAAGAGGCAGCGCUUCCCCGGGCCCAGCUGCGCUAGGGAAGGUGCCCCGGGCCGGUCGGCUGCAGGAGCCACCCCGCUGGUCUUGGCAGGGGCCGGCCCGCGGCUCCUCCCCGACGGGAGGCGCUGAGGCCGGGGGCAGCCCUUAAAGGGAGCCGGGCCGCGCCGGACGGCGGGACAGCCUCGGACCAGCGUCCCCCCGGUGCAUCCCCAGCAGCCAUGGGGCCGCCCCUCUGCUGGCUCCUGCUGCUGCUGGCCGCCCCCCUGGGGGAGCCGCGGCCGCCCCCGGCCGUGCCCUGCCCGGCGGUGUGUGAGCCGGCGCGCUGCCCCCCGCGGGACCCCCAGCUCUGCCUGGCCGCCGGGGGGCUGCUCCAGCCCGACCGCUGCGGCUGCUGCCUGCUCUGCGCGCCCGGGGAGGGGCGGCCCUGCGCCGCGGGGGGACUCUGCGCCCACGGGCUGCGCUGCCAGCGCCCCUCCGCCCGCCCGGCCCGGGGCGGCACCUGCCUCUGCGCCGUGUCCCCCCAGCCAGUGUGCGGCAGCGACGGCCGCACCUACCGCAGCCUGUGCCAGCUGCGGGCCGAGAACCGGCGGGCGCGGGUGCGGGACGCGCCCCCGGCCAUCCCCGUGCAGCAGGGCGGCUGCGGGGAGCCAGGCUCCUUCCAUCCUGACAGCCUGAGGUAUAAGUUUAAUUUUAUUGCUGAUGUUGUGGAGAAGAUUGCUCCAGCUGUUGUCCAUCUUGAGCUCUUUCGCAGGAUGUCCUACUCAAGCCAAGAAGUUCUUGUGUCCAGUGGCUCUGGAUUCAUAGUGUCAGAGGAAGGACUGAUUGUCACUAAUGCGCAUGUCCUCACCAAUAAGCAAAGAAUCAGAGUGGAGCUCAAGAGCGGGGAGCAGUACGAAGCUAAAAUCAAAGAUGUUGACCACAAGUUGGACAUAGCCCUGAUCAAAAUAUAUCCUGAUACUGCGCUCUCUGUACUACAGCUGGGCAGAUCCUCUGACCUCCGUCCUGGGGAGUUUGUGGUGGCGCUGGGCAGUCCCUUCUCCUUACAAAACACUGUAACGACAGGAAUCGUCAGCAGCACUCAAAGAGGCAGCAAGGAGCUUGGCCUGAAGGACUCUGACAUGGCAUACAUUCAGACAGACGCCAUCAUCAAUUAUGGAAAUUCAGGUGGACCCUUGGUGAACUUGGAUGGUGAAGUUGUAGGGAUAAAUACGCUGAAGGUAACGGCUGGCAUCUCCUUUGCCAUCCCCUCUGACCGAAUCCGUCAGUUCCUAGAAGAAUCGCACGAUCGGCAGAUGAAAGGGACGAUUCGACCCAAGAAGAAAUACAUGGGAUUCCGAAUGCUUCCCCUCACUUUUAAUCUCAUCCGUGAACUGAGAAUCUAUGAUAAAGAUUUCCCGGACCUGAACUCUGGAGUCUAUGUUUUUGAAGUGAUUCAAGGAACUGCUGCUGCAAGCUCUGGCAUGAGAGAUGGUGAUGUGAUUAUCAGCAUUAAUGGAAAAACAGUCACUUCAACAGAGGAUGUAAGUGAAGCUGUUAAAGACAAUGAUGUUCUUUCAAUUGUAGUUCGUCGAGGAAAUGAAGAUGUGAUCUUGAAUAUAAUUCCAGAUGAAAUUGAUUAAAGGCUGACUUCCAUCAGAAAUAGUUUCAUUAAACAAAGUCAGACCUGCACUAUGUGGCUUAAGACAAAGCUUAUGCUGUACACAGUUUUUUCUAAUAUAAUGUAGGGAAAAAUCUUUCACAGGUGGUCCAGAAAGCAAUAUUUAGACAGUUAGAAUUCACUUUAAAAAAUCCUAAGAUAAAUCAAACUGAUGUGUUUUUCCACUCUGUAUUUUACUUCAAACACAUUUGAAAGUGACUAUUGAAGUAUGGGUCCCAUCCCCCACCCCUUCCAUAUUUAAAGGAAUUUAAAGCUAGCCAAAAAGUACUGUUGU
Mauremys reevesii (Reeves's turtle) is the source of this 2009-nucleotide messenger RNA. RefSeq names its product HtrA serine peptidase 4 (gene HTRA4). The record is from RefSeq and is a predicted model, not a curated record. The transcript has 9 exons. Gene Ontology annotation, cellular component: extracellular region. Lineage: Eukaryota; Metazoa; Chordata; Testudines; Geoemydidae. The coding region runs from base 297 to 1697 and encodes 466 amino acids. Gene Ontology annotation, biological process: programmed cell death; positive regulation of apoptotic process; proteolysis. Gene Ontology annotation, molecular function: serine-type endopeptidase activity; protein binding.